Cavenderia fasciculata is the source of this 1995-nucleotide messenger RNA. RefSeq lists its product as uncharacterized. Bases 1 to 1995 code for a protein of 664 amino acids. NCBI's taxonomy places the organism in Eukaryota, Evosea, Eumycetozoa, Acytosteliales, Cavenderiaceae. The transcript is spliced from 4 exons. The record is from RefSeq and is a predicted model, not a curated record.
AUGAAUAGAGAUAAUAAUAGUAAUAAUGAUGGUAAAGAUAAAGAUAGUGUAGAUAGAUUUAAAGAUAUAAUCGAGAAAAAGAUUAGACAAUGUAUAAAUAAUAAUAAUAACAAAAAAGAAUGUAUAGAUAUAUUAACAAAAGAGAUUAUUGAUAUGAGCGAUUCAAUGUUUGAUUGUGUUCAAAUCAAAGAUCAAGAGAUACUAUCAUGUUUGGAAUUAAUCAGUAUCAUUGACACCAAGUUUGGUGGUAGUAGUCAUAGUAAUAACUCUGAUGACGAUGCUAGAAGUUCUUAUCAAAUAAUAGUAUUACAAUGGUCAUUGGUAGUAGCUGUAUUGAAUCAAUAUAAAGUGAUUAAAAAUGAUGAUCUUCAAAACAAAGUGACCGAUAGAAUAACAGCAAUGUAUGAUCAGUUGAUCAAGUAUCUAUCAUUUAGAGAAACUUAUCUAUUUGGUGUCAUCUUGGAAGAAUCAAAAUUAUCAAAUCAUCAAAUCAUAAAUGAUCAUUUAAUGAUUCAUUUAAAUCAAAGGGCAAAACUAUUACCAAAGAUGGUUGAAGAUUUAAAAGAUGAAAAGAAACAAUUCUUUGCAGCCAUGGCAAUUAGAUCGUUGGUCUAUACAAGUGAUGAUUGGGAAUGUCAAGAUAUAUUUAAAGAAAGUAUUCUAAAACAAUUAAUGAAAAUUAUAAAUGAUAAAUUUAAAUUUAUUCGUAAUGAAAAAGAAAAAGAUAAAGAAAAAGAAAAUAUUAUCAUCUUGUAUCUGUAUAAUGAAUCAGUUAGAUUAGUAACCAAUUUAACAUUAAUUAGUCAAGGAAUGGAAUUGAUUGGAAAUAAUGAUUCACUUUUAAAAUUUAUUUGUGAUUUGCUAAAACAAGGAAAUCCAAAUUACAAGGUGAUGAUGUCAUGUUCAUUGUAUACAUUGGCAAAUAUAAUUAUUACAAAGGAAGAGUGGAGAGAUCGAUUAAUAGACCGUUACGGACUGUUGACUAUUAUUAUGGAUUUGACCAAGAAUCCAUCGGUCUAUGCACAGUCGUCCGAGGAACUGUCCAAUGUGAUUGCGUCGUUGCCUUGUAUUGCUCCAUUACCGUGGGCGACAAUGGAAAUGAUUAUUCCAUUUGUCAAACAAUACUAUAUGCAUGAUGCAAUCCACGGUCGAAACGUUGCACAGUUUCUCGAUGCAUUCACGAUGCACCCGGAAUUUGUAGUGUCUGUGAUUAAACGCUAUGGGCUAGACCAGUAUAUAUUGGAUAGUCUCGAUCGAGACAUUGACCUCUACAACUCGGAUUGGUUCUUUAUGCUUGAUUAUACGUUGCGUACAUUAAAUGCCAUCAUGAACAAGGAUGCUGACAGUCCUUCCCUCACCCGAAUCUUCACAUACGAGCAACUACAUCUCCGUCUGCUACGAUUACUCCAAAUUCAAGAAAACUAUCGUAUCACUGACCAUGUCAUCAUUAUCAUGUCUAAUCUAAUCAGACUUACUCCAGUCCCCUACCUCAUCAAAAGUCGACUCGUUCAAGAGAUGACUAGUCUGGUCUAUCGAUUCAACCUAGACCUAAACGGCAUAAAGGUAUCAGAUUACCACGGUCAAUCGGGAAUGGCACUGAUUGAAAGAAAGGUACAGAUUGACGAUGUCUUGGCGAGAAGUAUACUCCCUCUCUUUUACGAUAUUAUCGAUCGUGCCUCUGACGAGGAACAAGAAUUCCAUCAACUCAUCCAACAGGGCAUGUUACUAAUGUUUCAUCGAAUCUAUCCGUGUCUUAAUACAACCCAUGUCAUUGCAACGUAUAUCGAUUGCUUUGACUUGCUUUUUAAUCGUAUGAACCAACCAGCCAACCAAAUCUUGUUACAAGCUCAUCUUUUUCAACUUGGUUUUGAUUCUUUUGAAAGAAAACCAUCCGAUGAAAAUAAUGAUAUUCAAGUUAUCAAGGAUUUCCUCGUUUUCUUUACUCCAGAUGAUUAUUUAAAUUCUCAUUGUUUAUUUCAAGAAUCUUUAUUUUAA